AUGGAUUGUGAAAUCCCGGACCCUGCCACGACAGCGGCAGCUCACCCAGCCUCCUACAUAUCCCUGUACGCUCUGUCGGCUGUUCUGCUGGUUCUGGGAAUACUUGCAUGGUUUCUUGGCGCCAACCAGAAGCCGCCCUUUUCACGACUGUGGUACCGCUUCUAUCCACUCUACCUGCUGCUGGCCGCAAUUGGUUAUGGCAUGUGGGCCAUCUAUUGUCAUGCGUACACGGACGGAGACAACUUUGUUCUCUCCUUUCGUCUGCUGAUCACGCUUUCUGUGGAUCCAUUGAUCGGCAUCGCCUUCUGCCUCGGUGAAGGCAUGCUGGCGAACAAGCGUUUUUGGCAGGUCUUGUGGAUAUUGAGUGGCAUUUUCAUGCUAGCAGUGCUGGCUGCAGCCGCAGCGACAUCUUCAGACGUAACGGUCGCUGGGGUUGCUGGCUUUGUGAUGUUCGUCGCGUUGAUCUCUUGGACUGCAGCAGCAUGGUUGCGGCCAUCGGUCUAUAACUGGUUGAAGGUGAUCGCAGGUGCUGUCCUUGUUGUGGCUCAAGUCGUGCUAGGAAUUCUUCAGCCACUUUGCGGCCCUGAGGCUCACGACACAUGCUACGCCCACUGCCCUUCACAGCCCGGCUUCCAGCAUGUUGUGUUUGCUUGCCUCGCUGGCACGGGCUACCUGCUUCUCAUGACCAUGCAAAUGAUGGAGCUCGACCUCAUCGUAGCCCCAGACUUCUUUUCCUGUGUCACUGUUUGGUUUGAGGGCACGAGCCCCACAAGCCCUGCAGAGUAA
Symbiodinium pilosum is the source of this 786-nucleotide messenger RNA. The record is from the annotation of a GenBank genome assembly. Lineage: Eukaryota; Dinophyceae; Suessiales; Symbiodiniaceae.